Molecule: messenger RNA, 1338 nt
Organism: Maudiozyma barnettii
Lineage: Eukaryota; Fungi; Ascomycota; Saccharomycetes; Saccharomycetales; Saccharomycetaceae
Gene: HOG1
Product: mitogen-activated protein kinase HOG1
Exons: 1
Coding region: 1-1338 (445 amino acids)
Biological process (GO): cellular response to oxidative stress; stress-activated MAPK cascade; osmosensory signaling pathway
Cellular component (GO): nucleus; cytoplasm
Molecular function (GO): ATP binding; MAP kinase activity
Source: RefSeq, a predicted model, not a curated record
AUGACAUCGCAUGAAGAAUUUAUUAGAACACAGAUCUUUGGAACUGUAUUCGAAAUCACUAAUAGGUAUACAGACUUAAACCCCGUUGGGAUGGGUGCAUUUGGUCUUGUAUGUUCUGCUACCGAUACUUUAACAAGUCAACCUGUUGCAAUUAAAAAAAUUAUGAAACCAUUUUCAACUGCAGUAUUGGCCAAAAGAACAUAUAGAGAAUUAAAAUUAUUAAAACAUUUAAGACAUGAAAAUUUAAUCGGUUUACAAGAUAUCUUUUUAUCUCCUUUAGAAGAUAUUUAUUUCGUUACAGAAUUACAAGGUACUGAUUUACAUAGAUUAUUACAAACUAGACCCUUAGAGAAACAAUUCGUUCAAUAUUUCUUAUAUCAAAUUUUACGUGGUUUGAAAUAUGUUCAUUCAGCUGGCGUGAUUCAUAGAGAUUUAAAACCAAGUAAUAUCUUAAUUAAUGAAAAUUGUGAUUUGAAAAUUUGCGAUUUUGGUUUAGCAAGAAUUCAAGAUCCACAAAUGACAGGUUAUGUAUCAACAAGAUAUUAUAGAGCUCCCGAAAUUAUGUUAACUUGGCAAAAAUAUGAUGUCGAAGUUGACAUUUGGUCUGCAGGUUGUAUCUUUGCAGAAAUGAUCGAAGGAAAACCUUUAUUCCCAGGUAAAGAUCAUGUCCAUCAAUUCUCUAUUAUUACUGAUUUGUUAGGUUCCCCACCAGAAGACGUUAUUAAUACGAUAUGUUCUGAAAAUACUUUGAAAUUUGUAACAUCUUUACCUCAUAGAGAUUCUGUACCAUUCAGUCAACGAUUUAAAAAUGUGGAGCCAGAUGCUGUGGAUCUCCUUGAAAAAAUGUUAGUCUUUGAUCCUAAAAAGAGAAUUACAGCAGCAGAUGCAUUAACUCAUCCUUAUCUAGCUCCAUAUCAUGAUCCAACUGAUGAACCUGUCGCUGAUGCUAAAUUUGAUUGGCAUUUCAAUGACGCAGAUUUACCUGUAGAUACCUGGAGAGUCAUGAUGUAUUCAGAAAUUCUAGAUUUCCAUAAGAUUGGUGGUACUAACGGACAAAUUGAUACAAAUGCUACUUUUGAUGAUCAAGUUGCAGCUGCUACUGCUGCAGCUGCUCAAGCUCAAGCUCAGGCACAUGCUCAUGCUCGUGCACAAGCACAAGCACAAAAUCAACAAUCCGGUACUCAAGUCGAGUCACAGGUUACAGGAACUACUUCUUCAACAUCUGGUAAGACAGCUGAUGGUGAUCCAAGCAAUAAAAAUAAUACUAAUGAGCAUGAUACAAUAACUACAUUUGCUAAUCAAGCCAUUCAUUAUGCAAAUGAAUUCGAACAAUCUUGA